AUGCCAUUCCAGUGUGUUGCAUGUGACAAAAAGUUUAAACGUCUAAUUUUGCUAAAACGUCAUGAAAAGAUAGUACAUUCUGAUUUACCACAGCAAGCGUGCACCAAAUGCCCAGCAACUUUCUUAAGUGUAGAGGAACUAGAAGCUCACCAACAAAAGCAUACCUAUGAGCCUAGAAAACGUUUUGGAUGUGCAUGUGGCAAAAAGUAUAGUGAUAAGGCAGCUCUUGAAAGGCAUAAGACAUUUGUGCGCUGCAGCAAUCCGGAUUUUUCCUGCGAAUACUGUCCUCAGCAAUUUACAUCGCUUACUAAACUGGCACGACACGUUCGUUCGCAUGCAGGCGAAAGACCUUAUCCCUGCAAACAUUGUGACAAGAGCUUCACGAAGUCUCACCAUUACACAAGACAUAUCCGUGUGAAACAUCGUGAGAACAUCCGUACCGCUCGCGGACCCUUCGGCCAAGGAGAGCAGUACCGUUGUAAGCAGUGCGAGGACACCUUCUCUACUCAGGACGAAUUAAUUUACCACUCUGCGAUACACGCCACUCAGAACCUCACCUGUCCUCUUUGCCAGGAGAAGUUUGAGAAUCUUGAUGCUGUUACUGCUCAUAUUAAAUCUCAUGCCAAUGGGGUAGAAUUCACGUGCGAUUUCUGCGAGCUAGUUUUCACUACAAAGGAAAAAUUGGAAAUUCAUAUUAUACAGGCGCACGAAGACGAAUUUAACAAUGAUAUGGGACCGGAUGAAUCUUCCAUGGAAAUGGACGCAGAAGACGAUGACGAUAAUAGCAUAAAUGUUAAAGAUGAAGGGGAUCACAUGGUUAUAGAAAUUAAAAAAGCGGAUGAUUACAUGUUACACAAUACUCAAGAGGAAUCUGAAGAAAAAUGCGAUAUCACAAACUCUGAAGACAGUGAAACAGAGACGACUUACACAGAAUUGUCGACAGUCGACACAUUAGCGAUAAUCAAAAAGGAUUUACCAACCAAAACAUCAACAGAAAGCCCACAAACAAAUGUCACAAUGGCUACGGUCACUAGUAUCAAGCCUGCUGCUGCUGUGGAUAAAAAUGAUCAGGCCGCUAGUGACACACAAACAGCCAGUAUCUUAAGGAAAGCUGAGGAAGUAAAACGCAAAUCAAUUCAAAAAGUGAAUGAAGAUAUAGAGAAAAAAGAAAAAAUAAGCGUCAAACCCGAAAGCAACAACAGUGUUGGCGCCAGCAAUAAAUCAUUACAAUUGUUAGAAAAGGAAUUGCAGGAACUGAAACGGACGAAUAAUACAAGAUUUGAACUUAAAGCAAUGGAACCGAUGAGAAAUAAACGCCCGCAAGUGCAUACAUCAACUCCUAAAGCAAAACCUAUUGAAGAAAAGAAAACUAUAAUAACCACGAAAACGCCCGUGAUCGAGAAAAAAGUACUAGAGCGCCGCGUGGUAACCAAAGAAAAUAAAGAACCGAAAGAAAUCAAGGAGAUAAAAGUUGUUAACGCCAACACCAAAGAAGAGAAAGAAAUCAAAGAAAAGGACACAACAGUCACACCAAAGAGUGUUAUUAAAAAUGGAAAUGCCGAUAAAAGUCAAACAGAUGAAGGGAUACGUCGUUCAACGCGACCAUCCAAAAUCAAAGAUUACGCGAAAAUGAUCCGCGACAGAUCUCAUCCCGACGAAGAUGACUCAGAUGACACUGAUGACGAAGAGUACAGAGCUGACAAGCCACUAGAGAGACCAAAAGGGCGUAAAAGUGCUGUGAAGGUGCAGCCUAAAAUGAUACAAACGACACUCACAGCUACAGCACAGUCCAAAGUAGCACAAACGCCUGAAGUGGCGCCCACUCCGCCAAGAAAACGUGGCCGACCACGGAAAGAACCGCCAAAAGAAGUACCUUCAAAAAUAAAGAAGGACGCCACCAAUGAAACAACUGAAGUAAAUAAUCAGUCAAAUGCAACAGAAUUGGACGAAUCAAGUAAAACUAAGGAAUUAUCUACGUAUGAAAAAACGGAUGUAAACAACAAAGGCAGCAACUGCAUGGAAAAUUCGUCUGAGGGUACAAAAGCAAAUCCGGAACAAGCACAAACUGCAGGUGGAUUGCUAGUCGCACCUUCUGGACAAACCUUGAAAAAGGUGCCAAUAAAAGCGUUACCACCGGGUGUGAAACCAUUACCUCUACCCGCAUCUGCUAGACCAAUGUCUACCGGCGAAUUGUGCGAAAUGCAGAUAGGAAAGAAAAUGGUUAAGGUACAGAAAAUAGUUAUGACCAAAGCUGAAGUAGAAGAAAUGGCUAAGAAAGGGCUUCUAGAAAUGAAGGAUGGUACCAUGGUUCUGAAGCAAGGCAUAAAAUUACCAACAGCUGAUACCGUAUCAAUAAAAUCUUCGCUAGUCACUGAAGGAGGUGCAGUCAAGGAAUCUCCGACCAAAAAGGAUAAGGCUGCCCCAAGUAGAUGCGAACUUGAUGACGAUUCAUAA
Molecule: messenger RNA, 2454 nt
Organism: Parnassius apollo (apollo)
Lineage: Eukaryota; Metazoa; Arthropoda; Insecta; Lepidoptera; Papilionidae
Source: the annotation of a GenBank genome assembly